This is a messenger RNA of Anarrhichthys ocellatus (wolf-eel), 1238 nucleotides long. RefSeq names its product solute carrier family 25 member 21 (gene slc25a21). The transcript has 11 exons. Lineage: Eukaryota; Metazoa; Chordata; Actinopteri; Perciformes; Anarhichadidae. The record is from RefSeq and is a predicted model, not a curated record. Bases 243 to 1142 code for a protein of 299 amino acids.
GCGAUGGGAGGGUCGAUCUGAAACAGCAGUUGUGUGUGUGUGUGCGUGUGUGUGUGUGUGCUUGUAAUUGAUUCCACAUUAGCCUAGCCCGAGAGCACCCGGGAGAGACAUCACGGCUGCGCUUUCUCCUACGUGGGCUGCAGCCACAGCAGAGACACUUCACUGGAGCCUGAAGACGAGACAACACAGCCGCCUCUCUACCGAGCAGCAGCAGCAGCAGCACGGGAAACAUUUUUUUAAAGAUGACAACCAAAAAGCCGCAGAGCAUGCUCCGGGAAGCGUCUCAUCAGAUUAUCGCCGGCGGAUCCGCUGGUCUGGUAGAGAUCUGCUUGAUGCAUCCCCUCGAUGUAGUGAAGACAAGGUUCCAGAUCCAAAGGGGAACCAGUGACCCCAACAGCUACAAGAGCCUUGGUGAUUGCUUCCGGACCAUCUUCCGCAAUGAGGGACUCUUGGGCUUCUACAAAGGGAUCCUUCCUCCGAUUGUGGCAGAGACCCCAAAGAGAGCAGUCAAGUUCUUCACUUUUGAGCAAUACAAGAAGUUGCUGACUUUGACCCCUUUGUCUCCUGGUUUGGCGCUGUCUGUAGCGGGGCUUGGCGCAGGCUUAACUGAGGCCGUUGUCGUCAAUCCGUUCGAAGUGGUGAAAGUCAGUCUCCAGGCCAACAGAGACUCCUUUACGAAGCAACUCUCUUCAUUCGCUCAAGCAAGGCGCAUAAUUAAUUCAGACGGAUUUGGACUGAGGGGCCUGAAUAAAGGACUAACAUCGACACUGGGACGCCAUGGAGUUUUCAACAUGAUCUACUUUGGCUUCUACUUCAACGUCAAGGAUGCUAUUCCGUCCAGCCCGGACCCUACCCUGGAGUUCAUGAGGAAGUUUGCUAUUGGCCUAGUGUCAGGAACCAUCUCCUCCUGCGUGAACAUUCCCUUCGACGUAGCCAAGAGCCGCAUCCAGGGCCCCCAGCCUGUGCCCGGGGAGAUCAAGUACCGCACCUGCUUCCAGUCCAUGGCACUGGUGUACCGGGAGGAGGGGUACUUUGCACUAUACAAGGGGUUGGUGCCCAAGAUAAUGAGGCUUGGACCAGGUGGAGCAGUGAUGCUGCUGGUCUAUGAAUAUGUGUCCGGGUGGCUACAGAAGAACUGGUAACCAAACAAAAAAAGCACAGAAAGAAAAAACCAAAAGAGUGCCUUGUGGAUUGUGGCUCGUCGCCAAUAUCGUCAACUGAUUCCAGUGAAGUCAGAC